This is a messenger RNA of Cordyceps militaris CM01, 624 nucleotides long. RefSeq names its product Ubiquitin-conjugating enzyme. The record is from RefSeq and is a predicted model, not a curated record. The transcript is spliced from 7 exons. Gene Ontology annotation, cellular component: nucleus. Gene Ontology annotation, molecular function: ubiquitin conjugating enzyme activity. Bases 1 to 624 code for a protein of 207 amino acids. Gene Ontology annotation, biological process: ubiquitin-dependent protein catabolic process; protein polyubiquitination. Lineage: Eukaryota; Fungi; Ascomycota; Sordariomycetes; Hypocreales; Cordycipitaceae.
AUGAGUAGCCCCAGGAGACGGAUCGAGACUGAUGUCAUGAAGCUCAUGAGCGACUACGAGGUCACUCUGGUCAACGACAACAGUAAGGACCCCCCUCGCCCAUACCCCGCGGCACCCCGCACCGUCGAGAUACUAACCAGCCUCGCAGUGCAAGAGUUCUUCGUCCGAUUCAAGGGACCCGCGGAGACACCUUUUGAAGGCGGUCUUUGGAAGGUCCAUGUCGAGCUUCCGGAUGCCUACCCGUACAAGUCUCCAAGUAUCGGCUUCGUAAAUCGCAUCUUCCAUCCCAAUAUUGACGAGCUCUCUGGCUCCGUCUGUCUCGAUGUCAUCAAUCAGACAUGGUCGCCCAUGUUUGACAUGAUUAAUAUUUUCGAAGUAUUCCUGCCUCAGCUUCUGCGAUACCCCAACCCGACCGAUCCGCUCAACGGCGAGGCCGCCGCUCUCCUAAUCCGUGAGCCUAAGAGUUACGACGCCAAAGUCAAAGAGUACGUGCAAAAGUACGCCAAUAAGGAUGCUGCCGACGAGGCUGGCAUUGAGAGCGAGGAUGAUGAUGACAUGUCGUCAGUGGCCAGCUUUGGCGAGGACGACGAUGAAGAGCCCGCCGGCCAGAUGGACGAUGUAUAG